UCCUGAAGCUGGGACUGUGACCUUGAGGACGUGGGGUCAGGAUGGCUCUGGGCAGACACGUCUCCCUGCAGGGACUCUGUGUCCUCCUCCUCGGCACCGUGGUGGGUGGUCAAGUUUUGGAGCUGAGGCUGAAGGACGGAGCCCACCGCUGUGAGGGGAGAGUGGAAAUGAAGUACAAAGGAGAAUGGGGCACAGUGUAUAUUGAGUACUGGCUCAUAGAAUCUGUAGAAGAGGUGUGCAGACAACUGGAAUGUGGAGUUGCCAUUGAUGCUCCCAGAGGGUCUUAUUUUGGACCAAGACUUGGCCCCAUUUGGUUUUUAUAUGUUUCUUGUGAGAGUAGAGAGGUUGAAUCAACUUUGAGUCUCUCUGAGUGUGUUCAUAUUGAUUUUAAAAACUAUAAUGACACCUUCUCUCAUGACCAGGAUAUUGGAGCAGUCUGCUCAGGAUCUGUGCGUCUGUUUGGAGGGGAUACACCCUGCUCAGGGCGUGUAGAAGUACAUUCUGGAAAAGCCUGGAUCCCAGUGUCUGAUGGGAAUUUCACACUCCCCACUGCCCAGGUCAUCUGUGCAGAGCUGGGAUGUGGCAAGGCCGUGUCUGUCCUGAAACACAUGCCCUUCAGAGAGUCUGAUGGCCAGGUCUGGGCUGAGGAGUUCAGGUGUGAGGGGGAGGAGCCUGAGCUCCGGGUCUGCCCCAGAGUGCCCUGUCCAGGGGGCACGUGUCACCACAGUGGAGCUGCUCAGGUUGCCUGUUCAGCUUACUCGGAAGUCCGGCUCAUGACAAACGGCUCCUCUCAAUGUGAGGGGCAGGUGGAGAUGAACAUUUCUGGACGAUGGAGAGCGCUCUGUGCCUCCCACUGGAGUCUGGCCAAUGCCAAUGUUGUCUGUCGUCAGCUCGGCUGUGGAGUCGCCAUCUCCACCCCCGGAGGACCACACUUGGUGGGCAGAGAUGACCAGAUCUCAACAGUCCGAUUUCACUGUUUGGGGGCUGAGUCUUUCCUGUGGAGUUGCCCUGUGACUGCCCUGGGUGGUUCCGACUGUUCUCAUGGCAACACGGCCUCUGUGAUCUGCUCAGGUAAGAGAGAGGGAAGGGCUAUUGAUACUCAGGAGGCUCUUGGAGUGAUAUGUCUCCAAGAGCAGAGAGGGAGGGAAAAUUGACUUCAAAAGUUAGAUAUUUCAUGAUGAAAUACAGGUUUUGUUAUUAUUCAUUCAUGUUUCAGAUCAGGG
Messenger RNA from Bubalus bubalis (water buffalo), 1223 nucleotides. RefSeq names its product antigen WC1.1-like. The record is from RefSeq and is a predicted model, not a curated record. Lineage: Eukaryota; Metazoa; Chordata; Mammalia; Artiodactyla; Bovidae. Bases 42 to 1154 code for a protein of 370 amino acids. The transcript is spliced from 4 exons. Gene Ontology annotation, cellular component: membrane.